Periophthalmus magnuspinnatus is the source of this 2325-nucleotide messenger RNA. It is a transcript of the gene tefa, whose product is annotated as TEF transcription factor, PAR bZIP family member a. Gene Ontology annotation, molecular function: DNA-binding transcription factor activity, RNA polymerase II-specific; RNA polymerase II cis-regulatory region sequence-specific DNA binding. The record is from RefSeq and is a predicted model, not a curated record. The transcript has 5 exons. Gene Ontology annotation, cellular component: nucleus. Gene Ontology annotation, biological process: regulation of transcription by RNA polymerase II. Lineage: Eukaryota; Metazoa; Chordata; Actinopteri; Gobiiformes; Gobiidae. The coding region runs from base 132 to 1064 and encodes 310 amino acids.
CAAAGACCUCAUUUUCGGAGGAAGUGGGCCACGGCGGGAGCUUGCUGAUUUGGUCGUGUUUUUGCAGAUUUCGUGUUAGUGAAAGAUCGUAAACAACAGUACAGCUUUCCCGUGGAGUAAACUACGCCGACAUGUCCGCCGACUCGAUUAUGUUUUCCCUGGACACUGCUGCGGGGACUCCGAGUUCCUUCCCCGUGGUCCUCAAGAAGAUCAUGGAGAUGCCACCGCCAAAUAUAUUUGAUGGUGACGAUGACACUGACAAGGAGAAGCUUUGUCUUGGGGACAGUGUGGACUUAGGUGGAGGCAGCGGCAUUGGUCCAACUGCAGCUCUAACUCCUGCUAUUUGGGAUAAGACCAUUCCGUACGAUGGUGAGAACUUCCACUUGGAAUACAUGGACCUGGAGGAAUUCCUCAUGGAAAAUGGAAUUCCCACCUCCCCCGACAGUGACAGUGUUUCCCAGGAGUCCUGCCCCUCAAAAACAGACAAGAAGUCAGAGGCCGCCGAAGCACCGCAGGUGCCUCUGCUCCCCAUUCAGCAGCUCGAGCAUUGCUCCGAGGAGGUGGUGAUCAUUACCAAGACAGACUCAGAUGUCACUUGUGACAUAACUGCAGAAGUGACCACUGAAGACCGAAUAACCCCUGAGCCAAUCAACCCAGAAGAGAUCGAGGUGAAUGUGAACUAUGAGCCUGACCCCACAGACCUGGUCCUGUCCAGUGUCCCGGGAGGAGAGCUUUUUGACCCACGCAAGCACAAGUUUAGUGAGGAGGACCUCAAGCCACAGCCCAUGAUAAAGAAGGCUAAGAAGGUGUUUGUUCCUGAGGAACAGAAGGAUGAGAAGUACUGGCAGAGGAGGAAGAAGAACAACAUGGCAGCCAAGCGCUCACGAGACGCCAGGCGAUUAAAGGAGAAUCAGAUCACGGUGCGAGCAGCCUUCUUAGAGAGGGAGAACACUGCGCUGCGGACCGAGGUGGCCGAGCUAAGGAAGGAGUGCGGCCGCUUCAAGAACAUUGUGGGGCGAUAUGAAGCCAAAUUUGGAACACUUGCUGGGACGGAUGACCUUUAGACCACAGCGGUCUAUUUAUUUUUCAGAUGCUUAAAUAAAUAUCGGUCUUUGAAGAGGAGUAAAAAGAGAAGAAUGUUUAUUUUCAUGCAUUUUAUCUGUUCGUGUGAGUUUGAGAAGUGCUUCUUCAGUACACAUAUUAAUGUUGUGUACGCAUCAUGUUUUGCAAGACUUUGGCCAAAUGAGAGCAUAGUUGGUUUUGUUUAAAUGUGGGUUUGUUGAUUUUUAGAUGACUAGUUUAUUGUUCUCUUCAAUGUGUUUCUGUUAUUUCGAAAACAAAUUCUAUUUAGUUAUGAUAUAGAUUAUUAUGGUUAAGUUGGGUAUUUUGCCCACUAAAUGUUUGACUGUGACAAUUCCAGUUAACUUCUUCAGGGGAACUUCAUGGCAUGGUUACACUGCGGUAUACCAUGUUCAUAAUGAAUAAUUAGCAGUUGCGCAUGAUAAAUGGCAUAGAGCUGUACAUAUGUUCACGGUUUAUGUGGUGCCAUGCGAUAUCUGUUCUUGUCUAAACAUGUAAAUAAGCUAAUAGUAUGCUCAUAUUUUUAUUAUUCUGUAUCCAUUCAGAACACAAGUCAUGAUUUGUAUGCCAUACUCACAUAACUGGAAUUAAAUCUGUUCAUCCAUUUAUGAUCUUUUUUACAGCACCAGACUCCCUAAAACUCCAAAAUGCGUCAAAAUAACAUUGCAAAACUGGCAUUCAAAUCAUGACUUAAAUUUAACUUUGACUCCACAUUAAAUGACAAACAAUAUUUUUAAUCAAAUAUUAACUAAAAUAGUUGUGGAAAAUCUAUGUACUUGCAGACUACCGUGUGGCACAAGUAUCCACAGUUCUUUCCAAGUGUCUUCUCUGUCAAAGCCAUUUCAAUGCAGUUUCCUGUCUUACUAGUUUACGCGGGGUUGUGUAUUGCUCCAUCUGCUUUGAAAGUGUAGCCUCAACUUCAGUAAGUGCAUCCUGUCUAAAGGGGACGUUGUUUGUGAGCUUCCAUAAAUUAGUACAUUAACUUGUUAAGUAAUAAAUGUACUGUCAGAAUGUCCAAGGCUUUUAAGUUAAGGCAUAGUUGGUGUCAUUAUUUUUAGACAAAGAUUGGUUUCCUUGGACAUUUUACACAUUUACAUCUUUCAGCUUAUUCUCUUGCCUUUAUAAACAGGUAAAUUUGUUAACUGUAAAGGUGUUUUUUUAACCUAUCUUUGUCUUUAUUUUUUGUAAAAUAGUUUUAAGAGUUCUCUAUUGUAUAAUGGUAUGUAAUAAAGUUGUUUCAAUGUG